AUGCGUCUGGAGAGAAGGCCGUUGAGGUACAAGAAGAGGAGUGGGUGGCUGAGGACGCCCGUUACAAGCGAAUGGGGAAAAGCGGUUUUUAAGCUGAGGGGAAGCGAGGUGAAUAUGAGCACCCAGACACAAUUCUGGAUCAAUCCAGGCGGAUCCUGGAAGGGCAGCAGUUUGCACUUGCAAGAGGUGAUAUGCCGAGAUCGCGGAGCUGGUCCCGUAGCAUCUCGAUGGAGGGGCAAGGAUGAUUCCAAGGUUGCUAACAUGCAUGAGCAGGAGGACUCCGUGGACGACACGGCGGACAGUAUUCCACCCGGUGAAACGGAACAGAUGGAGUCGGUGCACGAGCUAUCAGCAUUGGGCUGUCCCUCAACACCUACGGUUCACCAGAGUCAGCUUCUUCUGCUGGAAAGCGUGUAUGGUCCCCCUCUGAAGUGGAUAAGAACUCACCAUCUAACUAACCCUAGGCUCGACGAUGAUACCGACAAAGAAAGUGCUAUUCUUUUACGCCUCAACAACCUGCUGACUGGAGCGACGGCGAAGGAAGAUAGACUGAAAACCGCCGCAUAA
Messenger RNA from Pisolithus orientalis, 567 nucleotides. RefSeq lists its product as uncharacterized. The transcript is spliced from 4 exons. The coding region runs from base 1 to 567 and encodes 188 amino acids. The record is from RefSeq and is a predicted model, not a curated record. Lineage: Eukaryota; Fungi; Basidiomycota; Agaricomycetes; Boletales; Pisolithaceae.